Messenger RNA from Polypterus senegalus (gray bichir), 4729 nucleotides. Its product is annotated as NACHT, LRR and PYD domains-containing protein 3-like. The coding region runs from base 101 to 2530 and encodes 809 amino acids. The record is from RefSeq and is a predicted model, not a curated record. The transcript has 9 exons. Lineage: Eukaryota; Metazoa; Chordata; Cladistia; Polypteriformes; Polypteridae. Gene Ontology annotation, cellular component: cytoplasm.
UGCAAGGCUGACAAGUGGGGCACCACACCAGACGUGACCUGGAGGAACAUGAAUGGAGUGGACAUGACGUCUGAGUCCAGUGUCACUGAAGAGCGGGACAAUGAGGGGAUUUCUCAGAGUCAGCAGCUUCAUCCCCAUCAAGCAGGAGUUCAAUGUGUUCUCCUGUCUGAUGAGAAGUAAAGUGCCAAAGCCUGACUGGCAUUCAGGCCUUACUGUCUACGUAUUCUCCCCAGGAGUCCCAGGCUGGUUGGUGGUCUUCUGGUUAUCCUUGUUUCUUUAUGUGGCAGUGGCGGCUUUGCUGGUAUUUCAAUGGAGGAGAAUGAGAGAACAUAAAGCAAGAUACGACUCCAAAGCUUUCUUUUUACAACUCUGUUACCUGAAAAAGGAAACUGAGAAGAUCAAAGCUCCAGUUUGGACUCAGACCAUUCCUAAGGUUCUCAAAAGAUACCGUCAUGAAGAUCUCCUAAAGAUCACCGAGUACUUCAGGCCCUGCCUGGCCUAUCUGAUCAAAGCUAAGAUGACGAACAUCCUGGAGAGCCUGGUCAGCAAGGAGAUCCUCACCAGUGAUGAGAUUGUCAAAUUCAAAGAAGAAUCUGAGGGGACAGAGGCUGUGGAGGCCUUCAUCGGUGACGUAAUGAAGAAGGACAGAGUGGUGCUAAUCGGCCUGUGGGAGGCGCUGGCUGAGCAACUUGAGAGACUCCAAUCACCAAACCUCUUAAGAUUAAUGGAGGAGGUGACAGAAGAGAGAAAGAAACUCUUAGAGGAGAUCGACACCAAAAACAAGCCACCUGCCCUUGACCCUCAUAUUAAAGAUCUCCAUGAGACACACAGACUCACUGUGUCUGAAUCCACAAGAACUCUGGAUGCUCAGGCUUCUCCUGGAGAUCCACACACCACAGCUGUGGGCUUUGAGACUCGAUACACAGAGUUGGUGGCCAUUAAACAGGACACAAGAAACCGUAAGGAGACUGAACAUGAACUUAUGAAAACUGGGAGGAUUCAUGAAGAGCUCAUGGAGGAAGGAGCAGCAGAGAAAUGUGAGCGAAUCUGGAUUGAGCAGCUGUUUAGGAAAAGUCAUGUAAGUGCAAAUCCAGUCAAUAUCAUAGUGGUUAGUGGGAUGGCCGGAAUUGGGAAGACCACCAUGGUACAGAAGAUCAUGUAUGACUGGGCCAGAGGCACUCAGUACCAGAGGUUUGCAUUUGUGCUCCUAUUUAAAUUUAGAGAACUUAACCUCUUAGACAAUGUGAAUGAGACACAAAUGUCACUGAUCAAACUGAUUGAAAGGCACUAUAAAUAUCUCAGUAAUGAUCCACUGAAAGACGUUCUGAAGAAUCCUGAAUCUCUCCUGUUUAUAUUCGAUGGGCUGGAGGAGUACAAACACAAACUGGACUUCACAACGAGUCAGCUCUGCUCAAACCCAGACGUUGAGGUGCCUGUCCACAUCCUGGUCACCAGUCUGGUCAGUCGGACAUUACUGAAGGGCUGUUCAGUCCUGAUAACAAGCAGACCAAGAGCCUUGGAGGCUGUGGACAUAAAGAAAACUGAUCGAUUUAUAGAGAUCCUGGGGUUCUUCCCUGAGCAAAAGCUGAUGUACUUUAAGAAGUUCUUUGGUGAUGCUGCUCUGGGUGCUGAGGCUUUUCAGUAUGUCAAAGAGAACAUCAUCCUGUACACCAUGUGCUUCAGCCCAUCAUACUGCUGGAUUAUCUCCUCUGCACUGAAGAGCCACUUCAUGACACCUGAAAAAGAGCAAAGAGCUGCCCCCAGAACUGUCACUGAGAUCAUUAUGAUGUUCCUUCACAACAUCCUGACCAAUCACAGACAAGAAGUCAAAAACCAGAGAAUGAUUCUGGUCAAACUGGGAAAAAUGGCGUAUUAUGGGCUGGAAAACAGGAUUCAUGUGUUUAAUGAGAAGCAAGAGAUGUCCACCUUUGGUCUCCAGACAGACUUGUCCUCUCCAUUCCUCUCUGGGUUACUGCAGAAGCAAAGCACCUUGGAGCACACAACAUACACGUUCUACCAGUUCAACCUGCAAGAGUUCAUGGCCGCCUGCUCCUUCUACCUUGAGCCAUCAGGGGACAUUGAAGAAAUCCUGAAGAAGUGGGACUCGUGUAAAGAUGGACGAUUUGAGAUUGUUACUCGAUUCAUGGCAGGACUGGUUUGGUGUUCUGUGCUUGAAACAGUAGAGAGAAUCCUGGGGAAGUCUGAAGGGAACAACCUAAAGCGCAUACAAGAGUGGGUGAAGCAGAAAGCUAAAAGAAAGCUACAAGGGGGACAUAAAAGAGAAGCUGUGCGAGUUUGUUACUGGCUCUGUGAGACUCAGAAUAAGGAGUUAAUUAGAGACGCCAUUGGGAAGGAUUUAAAGAUGGACUUUAGAAAGACAACUUUAUCUGCUGUGGACUGUGCUGCGUUGGCGUCUGUCAUCAGCUGCUGUGGAGAACUUAAAGAACUUUACCUGUCAGAGACACCUCUGACCCCACAGUGUAUCAGGAGACUGGCGCUGGGGCUCAGCUACUGCAGUAAAGUCUGGUGAGUGAUGCGACUUUGACGAGUUCAGUUUGAUCUGUGAAGGCACUUUGUGUAAAUGAGAGUCACUGGGAGCACUGAUCUCCACUGUCAUAGGACCUUCUAAUAAGCCCCACCCACUUAACAGGAAGUGAUGUCAGACACUAAUUAUGUGAUAAUUAGGUCAUCCUAUUCUUGAUGAUCCUUUACAACACAUCUGAACCACCCAGACCUUACCCUGUUGUUUCUGUUUUAGACUCUUAGAGUCAUUAAAGCCCCCUUGUGCAGACGAUGAGCUGAUACCACUGGUGUACAUCAGCAGAUUAAAAAGGAUGGAUGAAAAGUCUCAAUUUUAAACUGCAUUAGUUAGUAAUCAAGCAACGAUUUGAAACAUGAAAGGGGCGGAAGCAUUAUGUUGUGUGAAUGUGACAAUAGUGGCUGAGAAUUAAAUCUAAAGUGUGAUUACGAGAGUGUGUAGGACUGUUCACAAUUUGAAGAAUCCCAGAAAAUUAAGGAAUCUCCAAUUCAUUUGCAGUGUUAGCAGACAGACUGGGAAAAAAAUGGAUGGCCAGGAUGCUGGAGGUUUGAUUUUUCACAAUGAUGCAUUGAUUACUGAGUUUAAUUCUUUUUAUUUCUUGUUACACUCACCACAUGCCCAGACCUCCUCAUCUACCGCCUGUGGUGGUUCUGUUCAGAGUUCCUUGUGUAUUCCUAAAGUCCUCACCUUCUUCAUGUGAGGGAGUUUAGUGGUCCAGUGCAGAAUCCUCAGCCCCUUGUCCUCCUAAUCUUCUUCAUUCAGUCACUACUCAGAGCUCAUGACCACAGGUGAGGAUCAGAUGGUGAGCUGAUCACUAAAUAAUGAGCUUCAUCUGAGGACUUUGCUCCUCUUCACUACUCCUCCUGUCUUUUUAUGAGCUUUGAUCUCCCACAUCUUGUGUUAGUUCAGACUUCAUGAACGUCAAGGCCAGACUGCUUUGCUUGUUUCCACUGCACUACAGCCCCUCAUAGCACACUGACACUCGGCCCACUUUAGUGCUGUGGUACUAAUCAGUCUGUUAUCAUUGUGUUUGUGAUUUGAAGGAGUGUUUCACUUUGCUGACAAUGUUCUUCAAACGUAGCACCUCUUAUUUAGCUAUUCCUAAUUUAACAGCCCAGUGCUUCACAUGUAUUGCCAAGCUUGAGAAUAAAGUCAAGUCAGGAAAGUGGUUGACAAUGCUGACCACACAUUUCCCUUCCACAAACUCCAGAAACUGCAUGAUGCUCUCAGUACUUUAACGCCAUGUAGGCACAUGUGAGAUGGCCAGUCAGCCCUGAUUGAUGAGACAGACUCAUCAGAGUCAUUGUCCUCAUCCUCUUCUUCCUCACACAGUACUUUUACUUUUGCUGCUGUCUGUGCUCUGCAGACCAGUGAUGGUGGUAACCAAACCCUUUGCCUUGUUACUUUGUUUUGCUAGUCCACUACUAGUAGCUUUGACUUUUAUCUUUUCUUUUCUUUUCUUUACCCUGUGGCCCUGUUUACUAUAUUGUUCUUCAGUAAGCAUCACUUGUUGACCACCAUCCCAUGUGUUCUCAGAGUCAGUGGCUGCCCACCAAGGCUCUCCUCACCUUUUACAUUUGUUUUGAGAGGAGGCACAGCAGUGCCCUCUUUAGGACUUUGUCCUCUGGUGCCACUUUAACGACUGACACCUCCUCCUCCACAUUUUUACUAACACUGUCUUCAAACAUUCUAUCAGUUCUAGCUGGUGCUCUCUCUUCUGUGUUUGCACUUCGACAUGUUUCUUUCUCUGGCUCUCUGCUGGUCAUCACUGGCUCACCUGUUCCAUAUCCUGGUGUUACUGAAACACUUUCUCCUGUUUUCAUUUCACCUUGAUCUCUAUUCAUUGCUUCAGAUUUAAAUACCAAUUUGUCCUCCAUGUCUGAUUCCCCAGUCACUGAACCUUUCACUUUGUCAUCCAAUGUUCUCCUUAAAGAGUUCUCAGUGCUCACUGGAUGUUCCUGAUGUACCUCAGUUAUCUUUUAUCUCACUGUGCUUACAUUUGUUUGCCUUAUGCCCUUUCUGACUACUUUUAAAGCACUUCAUUGACUCUGUACAGACAAACACAACAUAUUCACACCCAUCUACAUAUUUAUACAUCUACAUCUAUGAAUACUUGGGAGUGCUACUGGAUGAUAAAUUGGACUGGACUGCCAAUACUGAUGCUCUGUGUAAGAAAGGUCAGAGCCAACU